Anopheles bellator is the source of this 1284-nucleotide messenger RNA. Its product is annotated as zinc carboxypeptidase-like. The record is from RefSeq and is a predicted model, not a curated record. The transcript has 5 exons. Gene Ontology annotation, molecular function: zinc ion binding; metallocarboxypeptidase activity. Bases 1 to 1248 code for a protein of 415 amino acids. NCBI's taxonomy places the organism in Eukaryota, Metazoa, Arthropoda, Insecta, Diptera, Culicidae. Gene Ontology annotation, biological process: proteolysis.
AUGUGGAUUAAACUCACUCUGUUGGCGCUGGUGGCGCUCGCUGGCGGCAGUUCCGCCGAGCAAGCCCGGUUUGAUAACUACCGUGUGUAUGAAGUAUCGAUCGACACGGAUCGUCAGCUGCAGGCGUUGCAGCAGCUGGAACAGAACUCCGAUGGCUACAGUUUCUGGGAGUCACCGGUGCAAACCGACAUGCGCCUCAGCAUGGUAGUGCCACCGCACAAGUUUGCCCAUUUCGAAGAGCUGACCACCGCCCUGUCGCUGAAGACUCGCCUGCAGAUUGAAGACUUUCAAAAAGUGAUCGACAGUGAGCGUCCGAUGCGGGACAGGCGCGCUACUUUCGGCUGGACCGAUUACUACACCGUCGACGAGAUCUACGCCUGGAUGGACGCCACGACGGCCCAGUACCCCACCAUUCUGAGUGGCACCGUGUUCGGCCGAUCGUACGAAGGUCGCGACCUGAAGGCUAUCAAGCUGUCGCACAAGGCAGGCAAUCCUGGUAUCUUCAUCGAGGCGAACAUCCAUGCGCGCGAGUGGAUAUCGUCAGCCACGGCCACGUGGCUGCUGAACGAGCUGCUCACCUCCACGAAUGCCGCCGUACAAGAUCUCGCCCAGAACUACGAUUGGUACUUCAUCAUGGUCGCCAACCCGGACGGGCUGACCUACACCAAAACGACCAACCGCCAAUGGCGCAAAACACGUCAACCAGUGAACGACCUGUGUGUCGGGGCCGAUCCUAACCGCAACUUUGACCACCAGUGGAUGAACGGUGGCGCAUCGUCCGUGCCCUGCUCCGAUACCUUCGCUGGAACGGCACCGUUUUCGGAGCCCGAAACGAGAGCGAUGGCCAACUACUACGCGACCAUUGCCAGCAACAUCAACAUCCAAUUCUCGUUCCACUCGUACGGCCAGUACCUGCUGACCCCGUUCGGAUACAGUGGCGCUCCCCGGCCGUCCAAUGAUGCCGAUCUGCAAAGGAUUGCCACCGUCACGGCUGCCGCUAUUCAGGCUACUCACGGAACCCGCUACACGUACGGCAACAGCGCUCAAGUGUUGUAUACGACGUCCGGAAGCACGGUAGACUACUUCGUCGGCGUUCACGGAACGCGCCUGGGCUUCACGUUCGAGUUCCGCGAUACCGGAGCCACCGGGUUUGUGCUACCAGCGAACCAGAUCAUUCCGAACGGCGAAGAAACACUGAACGGCAUCAUUGCCUUCGUCGCCGAAGCGAAGGUUCUCGGUUACGUUUAGGUUGUUUUUUAUUGGGAUUAUGUCAAUAAAACGAUA